UAGUGUCAGGUUUGGUUUGGUUGUAAACUCACAUCCAUGUCAGUCACUUUUGGCUGUGACUGACAUGCUCACACUGCUGAUUCACUCCAUCUCAGAGAUCAAUCUCUAAAUCAACACACCCAGGAACACUGGAGCACAGGAAGAUAAGGUUAAAUACAGAUUCCUUUCUCUACGGUGUUUCUAGAUGACAACAAUGAGACAAUCUAUGGAAGAUGGAGUCAGUGAGGUAUUAUCGAGUGUUGUGGAGGAUGUUGGUGAAGCUGUCAGUAGAAACAUUAGUGGUGCUCAGCUUCUUCAUGAACUACUGAGUGCUCCAUGGCUACGCGCCUUACUAAAGAUUUAUGAGUGCCUGUUGCAGUUCCAGAGAUUUACUCCAAGUCCACUUCUUCCAUGUGCCUCUGGACUCGUACAAGAGAUCAUGGUAAUUAUACAAAGAGCUAAUCGUCCUUCACCUGAUGCUCUUGAGCUCUUCAAUCUCCUCAGCUCACCACAUAUCCAGGCCCUAAUAUCAUCUCACGACAGUGUGGCACAGUGUGACUAUUUACCCAUCCUUCCUCCUCUUCCUGAUGAAUUACCCGAGGAUGAGGAGGCCAUGAGGAUUGUUUGUCUUGUGAAGAACAACCAACCUUUGGGGGCGACAAUAAGGAGGGAUGAGGAGACAGGAGACAUCUACAUUGCCAGAGUAAUUCAUGGAGGACUGGCAGACCGCAGUGGACUCCUUCAUCCUGGUGAUCUGUUAGUGGAGGUGAACGGCAACUCAGUAUUGGGGCUGGAGCCAGAAAAGGUCAUUCAGAUACUGAACAGUUCGAUUGGAACUAUUCUCUUUAAAGUUAUUCCAAGGUCCACUCAGGUCACCAGCAACCAAAAACCGGUGUAUAUGAGGGCCAUGGUGGACUACUACCCCCUGCAGGACUCCUCUAUACCAUGUCCAGAUGCAGGAAUGGCUUUCAGCAGAGGGGAGCUGCUGGAGGUGGUUGACCAAUCAGAUGCACAGUGGUGGCAGGCCAGAAAGGUUCCCUGUGGUGCUUCCUUUGCUGGUCUAAUUCCUUCUGCCAGCACCCUGAGGAGUAAACAGAGGGAGCAGUGGUGGUGCCAUCCUUCCCAGGUUCACACCUGCAUCAGGCCUUACAGCGUGGCUGAUAAUGAGGAGGAUCUAACACAAGCUGAUGGCAAGAGGAUCCAAACUGAUUUGGAAAACAAUAAAGAAAUUAACUUUGAUGAGGAGGACUCAGAUAUAACUGAGGGGAUUUAUCUUGCGGGCUUCCGGCGGAGCUUCCGCCUCUGGAGGAGGACAUCCUAUAAGAGGAGGCGGCAGUCCUGCACUUCCUGCACCCCCAGUAGCAAUGCACUGGCCACCCCUUAUGAGGAGGUAGCCUUGUAUCAGCGCCUCCCGCAGGAGAACCACCGCCUCAUCAUCCUCAUUGGUGCUUCAGGAGUUGGAGUCAACGAGCUGAGGAAGAGGCUCAUCAAACUAAACCCUUCGACCUUCCAGGGACCCGUACCUCAUACAACUCGCCCAAUGAAAGACGGGGAGCAGGCAGGCAGAGAGUACCACUUUAUCACUAAAGAACUGUUUGAGUACAUGGUCUGCAACCACAGAUUUGUUGAGUACGGGGAGAGUAAAGGUCACCUGUAUGGAACCAGCAUUGAUGCUAUUCACGAUGUGCUAAAACGAGGCCGGAUGUGCAUCAUUGAUGUUGAACCACCAAGCAUCCAUUUUUUACGAUCAAGAACCCUGAAGCCGUAUGUGAUUUUCAUCAAAGCACCAGGCCCAGAAUGUCUAAGACAAAGUCGAAGGAACGCCAGAAUCAUCACUUGUUACGCCGUCAACAGGGCAUUCACAGAGGAUGACUUUUUAGAGCUGGAGGAGAUGUCCCAACUCAUCGAGGCCAAAUGCAAACAGUACUUUGAUAGCGUUGUGGUGAACGAUGACCUACAGGAUGCUUGCAUGCAGCUCUGCUCCAUCAUCCAGCAGGCGCAGAACGAGCCUCAAUGGAUCCCUGUGUGCUGGCUGCAUGCAGAGGAGUAGCACAUGAGGAAGGCAGGGCCCUGCUGAUGAGUUCUAGGAGAAGACAAGGAAAAUUAGCUAAAGGAUAGACAUAAUCUUUCAGUCAAGCUUACACAUGAUGCAUGUAUUGCUUCAGUAUGUAGCAGAUUUCUAUCUGUCUCAUUAAAUAGAAGCAGAUUUUCAGUCUCAGUUGGGAUUCCAUCUGUUACUUUUCUUUAUCUGUGAUCCUGAAUUGAAGGCCUACAUAAAAAAGAGGAAUGUAUUCUGAAAAAUGUAAUUUUUUAAAUUCUUAGUUGAAUUGUUAUAUUGUGACUGAUACCAUUGCUAUUGCUACUAUUGCUUAAUGUUUGAUAAUGUAAAUAAAAUGGAGAAUUAAUUUCCACGAUAAACAAACCGUCAUGAAAUCUAAUCAUUUUAGGGGAAUUAUAAAAUGCUUGAAUACUAAACUGUCACUUUGUAGUUGAGCAAAGAUGUACAUUUAUCAGAAGGUAUCUCUCUCUCUCUCUCUCGAGAAGGAUAACUGUAUUGUUUACUCUACAAUUUGGAUUCCUAUUUUUUUUUUUUUUUGCUUCCAUUGUCCUCAAGAAGUUCUAGACCCACUUCUUGAUUCUUUGUGAUGGUCAGUCAGGGUUUGUUAAUUUUUUGUCCAUUUCAGUUCACAUACAUAGCUCAGUCAAAUGUAUAUGUAUGUUUUUUUAUACGCUUAAUGUAUUUCCAAAGCACACCUUGA
This is a messenger RNA of Cyprinodon tularosa, 2738 nucleotides long. RefSeq names its product MAGUK p55 subfamily member 4-like. The record is from RefSeq and is a predicted model, not a curated record. NCBI's taxonomy places the organism in Eukaryota, Metazoa, Chordata, Actinopteri, Cyprinodontiformes, Cyprinodontidae. Gene Ontology annotation, cellular component: adherens junction; plasma membrane. Gene Ontology annotation, molecular function: protein binding. Bases 185 to 2029 code for a protein of 614 amino acids. The transcript is spliced from 21 exons.